UAAAAGCGGCACAGUGCAGGAACAGCAAGUCGCUCAGAAACACUGCAGGGUCUAGAUAUCAUACAAUGUUACUAAAUGUACUCAGGAUCUGUAUUAUCGUCUGCCUUGUGAAUGAUGGAGCAGGAAAACACUCAGAAGGACGAGAAAGGACAAAAACAUAUUCACUUAACAGCAGAGGUUACUUCAGAAAAGAAAGAGGAGCACGUAGGAGCAAGAUUCUGCUGGUGAAUACUAAAGGUCUUGAUGAACCCCACAUUGGGCAUGGUGAUUUUGGCUUAGUAGCUGAACUAUUUGAUUCCACCAGAACACAUACAAACAGAAAAGAGCCAGACAUGAACAAAGUCAAGCUUUUCUCAACAGUUGCCCAUGGAAACAAAAGUGCAAGAAGAAAAGCUUACAAUGGUUCUAGAAGGAAUAUUUUUUCUCGCCGUUCUUUUGAUAAAAGAAAUACAGAGGUUACUGAAAAGCCUGGUGCCAAGAUGUUCUGGAACAAUUUUUUGGUUAAAAUGAAUGGAGCCCCACAGAAUACAAGCCAUGGCAGUAAAGCACAGGAAAUAAUGAAAGAAGCUUGCAAAACCUUGCCCUUCACUCAGAAUAUUGUACAUGAAAACUGUGACAGGAUGGUGAUACAGAACAAUCUGUGCUUUGGUAAAUGCAUCUCUCUCCAUGUUCCAAAUCAGCAAGAUCGACGAAAUACUUGUUCCCAUUGCUUGCCGUCCAAAUUUACCCUGAACCACCUGACGCUGAAUUGUACUGGAUCUAAGAAUGUAGUAAAGGUUGUCAUGAUGGUAGAGGAAUGCACGUGUGAAGCUCAUAAGAGCAACUUCCACCAAACUGCACAGUUUAACAUGGAUACAUCUACUACCCUGCACCAUUAAAAGGACUGUCUGCCAUACAGUAUGGAAAUGCCCAUUUGUUGGAAUAUUCGUUACAUGCUAUGUAUCUAAAGCAUUAUGUUGCCUUCUGUUUCAUAUAACCACAUGGAAUAAGGAUUGUAUGAAUUAUAAUUAACAAAUGGCAUUUUGUGUAACAUGCAAGAUCUCUGUUCCAUCAGUUGCAAGAUAAAAGGCAAUAAUUGUUUGACUUUUUUCUACAAAAUGAAUACCCAAAUAUAUGAUAAGAUAAUGGGGUCAAAACUGUUAAGGGGUAAUGUAAUAAUAGGGACUAACAACCAAUCAGCAGGUAUGAUUUACUGGUCACCUGUUUAAAAGCAAACAUCUUAUUGGUUGCUAUGGGUUACUGCUUCUGGGCAAAAUGUGUGCCUCAUAGGGGGGUUAGUGUGUUGUGUACUGAAUUAAUUGUAUUUAUUUCAUUGUUACAAUGAAGAGGAUGUCUAUGUUUAUUUCACUUUUAUUAAUGUACAAUAAAUGUUCUUGUUUCUUUAAA
Messenger RNA from Xenopus laevis (African clawed frog), 1386 nucleotides. It is a transcript of the gene cer1.S, whose product is annotated as cerberus 1, DAN family BMP antagonist S homeolog. Gene Ontology annotation, biological process: negative regulation of activin receptor signaling pathway; regionalization; animal organ development. Gene Ontology annotation, cellular component: extracellular region. NCBI's taxonomy places the organism in Eukaryota, Metazoa, Chordata, Amphibia, Anura, Pipidae. The record is from RefSeq and is marked provisional.